AUGGCUGCUGCAAACAUCCCACAAGAGGAAUUUGAUGACGAGUUCCUGACUUGUUGUGUGUGUCAGAGCCUCUACAACGACCCGCGAGUCCUGCCCUGUCUUCACACCUUCUGUGCCAGGUGUCUGGAAAGAUGGCGGAAAGGAGAGAGACAGUUCACCUGUCCUACCUGUCGGCAACAGGUGAGUCUACAGGGGACAGGUGUCAACAGCAUACCUGUAAGUUUCCACAUCAACAGGUUGCUGGACUUCAGGGCCUUGCGGAGGAGUGAGGAAUCCCAUGCCUGCUGUCAGAUGUGUGAGUCAGGGGCCAGGGUGGAGGGGACUUGUGGGGACUGCCGUCUCCUCCUGUGUAAGAACUGUAUAACAUCUCACGGUAACAUCCCCACACUGAAGGACCAUUACAUCAUCACCCUGGAUGACCUGAAGAACCCCAGAAGCAGGCAGAAUUACACCCGGGCCCAGUACUGUCCCAAACACACAGACCAACGCAUGACGUUCUUCUGCCAACCCUGCGCGAAGCUCGUGUGCCGAGACUGCACCAUUACCGAGCACCGACCGGGACCAGACCACGACCCACAGGACGUCAGUAAGGCCGCACAGGAGGUCAGGGCCGAACUGCAGACAUUACUGCAGAAAGCCCAGGAAACAACUGAAGAUCUUAAGAAAACCACCAGUGCUGUUGGCAAAGAACUUACAACCAUUGCAACCAACUGUGACAUAGAGGACAGGAAAAUACAGGAACAUUUUUCCAAGCUGAGAGGAAAACUGGAUGAGGCAGAAAAGGAAAUGAGAGGAAAACUGAGGGAGAUGGAAAAGACACAAAGGGAGCCUCUGCUGAAGGAGAGGGAAGUUUUGGAGAAACUUAAGGUCCACAGAGAUGGACUUCAUUCCUGUGCAAAUGUCUUAGCUAGAGACGGUAACUGGGUUUCAACUAUCAGCAGUGAUGGGGACAAACUAAACAGGCCCCACGGGGUGGCUGUGACAGAGGACGGACAUGUGUUUGUAGCUGAUGCGGGUGACCAUUAUAUCAGGAAGUACAGAUAUAUGUGA
Molecule: messenger RNA, 1050 nt
Organism: Branchiostoma floridae (Florida lancelet)
Lineage: Eukaryota; Metazoa; Chordata; Leptocardii; Amphioxiformes; Branchiostomatidae
Product: E3 ubiquitin-protein ligase TRIM56-like
Exons: 2
Coding region: 1-1050 (349 amino acids)
Biological process (GO): positive regulation of DNA-templated transcription
Cellular component (GO): chromatin; nucleoplasm
Molecular function (GO): protein binding; ubiquitin-protein transferase activity; zinc ion binding
Source: RefSeq, a predicted model, not a curated record